AUGAAUUGCAAACGGCCAAUGCUUCUCUUAAAAAGCAGAGGAAGGUUAGAAGCCAGAACGGCUAUAGAUUUUUGCGAAAAUCAAAAGUUCACUGCCUUGGGCGUACAUGUUAAUCGAAAUAGUAGGAAGAUAACAUGGGAGAAGGUUUUUGUAGUACCUGACUUUCAUGAAUCCCAAGCCAUAGCCAUGACUGCUCCGUCGUUGAUGGUCGCCAACAACAAAAGCGCUCAGUUUGGACUUAUCGUGGAAUCGAUAUACUGUGUACAAAACAAAACCAUACAUUCCAUUGCUAGGACGCCUGGAAUCAGACUUCGGUGGUAA
Molecule: messenger RNA, 321 nt
Organism: Auanema sp. JU1783
Lineage: Eukaryota; Metazoa; Nematoda; Chromadorea; Rhabditida; Rhabditidae
Source: the annotation of a GenBank genome assembly